Pungitius pungitius (ninespine stickleback) is the source of this 2627-nucleotide messenger RNA. It is a transcript of the gene fam78ba, whose product is annotated as family with sequence similarity 78 member Ba. The transcript is spliced from 3 exons. The coding region runs from base 126 to 983 and encodes 285 amino acids. Lineage: Eukaryota; Metazoa; Chordata; Actinopteri; Perciformes; Gasterosteidae. The record is from RefSeq and is a predicted model, not a curated record.
GGUGACUCUGACACUCCCCGUCAUUUAUUUGACUUGUUUUCUCCUUCCCAGCUAAUCAGUGGUGAUUGGGCAAUUCAAUGAUUUAGAUCUGCUCCUCAAGCAAGGGUGGACCCCGGAGGGGACUGAUGUGCAUACUGGCCAGGUGUCAUUUGCUCCCGUCUUCUCUGGUUUUGCUCAUUUUGUUCGUCGCCUGCACUAUGGGCUGUAUUCAGAGCAUUGCAUGCAAGCCCCGCAUCAGACGGGAGAACAUUGUGGUGUAUGAGGUGUCAGCCUCUAUCGACCAGUGUCCCACCAUCAUUGAGGAGAACUCCCCGAUUGUGCUCCGUUACAAGACGCCUUACUUCAGGGCCUCGGCAGGGGUUGUGAUGCCACCCGUGCCCCGCAAUGAGACUUGGGUGGUGGGCUGGAUCCAGGCUUGUACCCAGAUGGAGUUCUACAACACCUAUGGUGAUAUUGGCAUGUCCAGCUGGGAGUUACCAGAGUUGCGAGAGUGUCGGGUCAAGGCCAUCAGCGACUCAGAUGGUGUCAGCUACCCCUGGUAUGGCAACACCACAGAGACAGUUACCCUGACCGGACCCACGUCCAAACCAUCACGUCUGACGGUCAGCAUGAACGACAACUUCUACCCCAGCGUGACAUGGGCUGUGCCCAUCAGCAACAGCAACACGCCCAUGCUGACCCACAUCACAAGGGACCAGAGCUUCAUCACCUGGCUGGUGGCAAUGAACUCUGUCUCCAAGGAGCGCAUUGUGUUGCAGACGGUGCGAUGGCGGAUGCGGGUGGACAUUGCAGUGGACCCUGACAUGCCUCUGGGCUCCCGAGCCUCGCUGGUGGGUCGUCAUUACCAGGAGCAGCCGCACAUCCUCAACUACCAGGAGCCCAUCCCUCCUAACGCGCUGGGGAGGCCGAACGCCAACGACGCCCAAGUGCUCAUGUGGAGGCCACGGAGAGGAGCGCCGCUAGUGGUCAUACCGCCAAAAUAAGAGGGUGCAAUGAUUGCAAAGACAGAAUAAUUAUUAUUCCCUCCUGGAUAAAAGGGGCCAGGUCAUGAAGCCUAUUUGAAAUGGGGGGGCGGUUUCAUUGCGCUGAAGAAGCCAGAUGCUCCUUAUCCUUGAAAGAUUUAAGUCGAGCAUUACAACGAGCCAGAGUGGAUCCUACAUGAGCUCGGUGCCAGGAUGGAAGUCAACCACUAACUCAUGUCAAGGGCCUGGAUCGCACUACAGCUUUUUUGGCCCCCCAACAAGUGAAUGCAUUGAAGAGUUCUGCCUGCUUUUUAGUGAAGAAGGAGCGCUGUUUUUAGAAGUACCGCGGAGGUAUUAGACCACAACGAGAACUGCACCCUGCAUCCUUAUGUAGAUCUUAUUGCAUGAGACACUGAGAGUGACAAGAAAAAACAUUCUUGAGAAGUUUAGGAAUAGCAUUUGUUUUGUAAAAAUUGAAACCUGAAGACAUUUUGAUUGAAAGGUCAGCCCAAAAAAGCCUGUGGGCUGGUCAAACCUGUAAAACCUGUCCGUGCCAACAACGGCCUUCAGCACUCAGCACUGAGUUAAAGGAUGUAUUCAGAGAAUUUAAAAGAGACAAAGUAUUAUAUUAAUCUUUUUAGGUUAAGAUGAACUCAUGCAUUAAUCAGAUUGUAUUAAGAGCUCCCACCUUGCAUAAACGUCUGAAAGAAAAACAAAUAUGCUGUAGUUUUCACUGGAGCUUUUCUCAUACACCAAAUUUAUGCACCAACACAUCAACUCCACAGCCUCUGUCCUGCUGCUGAUAUUUUAUUCAGAUGGGGGACAAGCUUUCAGAGAUGGGAGUUGGACCUUUAACCACAUUAGGGUAAAUAAUGUCAGCUAAGCUUUCAAUAAGUGCAUUGUAAAUGACUUGGUGCCACACAACAGAUUUAAGACAAGUGUGUAAUUGAUGUGGCACUAAUCAGGCCAUGUUGCACUACCAAGCUGCAUACAUCUUCCUUCAAUCAGGGAAACUAAAUGUACACUUCAUAGUUACCUUGCUGUUGAAUUAAACCAGACAAAAUUUUGAAAAAUAUUUAUUUUAAUUUGUGGCAUUAUUUUAACAUUGGUAUGUUGUCAUUUCUCAGUUUCUCCUCACAUCAUUUAAUGAAUAUUAUCUGCAGUAGUUCUGCAUGAUAAUCCUCGAUGAAGGUGUCCUGUGUCGUGGCAUGUCCAGUGGCUCAUCCUGGGCUCAGUCCAGGUUCCAACCUGCCACUCCUCACAGGAGUCACAUGACUCAUCCUCCAUCUGUGCUUCUCUCCAGGUUCUCUCCUCACCUUCCCGAUCUAACUGCUCAGUUUCUCUGGUAUGGCCACCUCACCACACUCACCAUCUCCAUCUAAAUACACUCAUUUGCUCUAUAUUUCACAACUAUGCAAAGAUUAUCUGUGACUGUAAACCAAACCAGAAGGAGAAAGAUGUGUAUUUUAUCUGCCUCAAUCAUUUUCUUAUUUGUCAGGGUCAAUGUUGGAAAAAUAAAUGGAUUUUGUAAAUGUACAAUACUCAGAGAUUAAAAUAGGUUAUAUUGAACAAGUGUGUCUACAUGUGUCGCCGUGCUGCAGCUCAUUCAGACAUCUGUUGCUAUAGAGACUGGUUUGGUUAUCCAGAAUGGGCUGCAACUGGAAC